UGUAUGAAAGCAGUGGACAAUUUAGUUUAGAACUUAUUUUAGGAAAAAUUUCAAAUGGCCUAUUUAAUCGAUCCUCUCAGACUCAAGUACAUAUAAAAGAAGACAGAGAAAAGUUAUCAAAAUGUGAAAAAGAUGCAAUAGAUUUUAUAAUUAAUAAUUAUGCCAAAUCACAUAAUUAUGAUUCAAAUUUAAGACUUAUAAAAAUGAUAUUCAAUGAGAAUUUGGAUAAAGUUUAUUUUAGCAAUUAUGGCAGUGAGGAUAAAAAUUAUCUUAGCAAUUACGGCAGUAAGAAUAAUGAUAAUAAUGAAGAAAAGGACUUUUAUAGUGAUGAAAGGGAGGAAGAACAUAAAGAAAUUAGUAAUAGAAUGUUUACAUUUAUUCCAACAUAUAAUAUGCCUAGAUCAUCUAUUAAUCAUAACUAA
This is a messenger RNA of Racocetra fulgida, 422 nucleotides long. NCBI's taxonomy places the organism in Eukaryota, Fungi, Glomeromycota, Glomeromycetes, Diversisporales, Gigasporaceae. The record is from the annotation of a GenBank genome assembly.